Molecule: messenger RNA, 4601 nt
Organism: Jaculus jaculus (lesser Egyptian jerboa)
Lineage: Eukaryota; Metazoa; Chordata; Mammalia; Rodentia; Dipodidae
Gene: Slc39a14
Product: solute carrier family 39 member 14
Exons: 10
Coding region: 149-1612 (487 amino acids)
Biological process (GO): intracellular zinc ion homeostasis; zinc ion import across plasma membrane
Cellular component (GO): membrane
Molecular function (GO): zinc ion transmembrane transporter activity
Source: RefSeq, a predicted model, not a curated record
CCGAGCCGCUCUCCCGCCGCCGGCCGCCGCAGGGCCUGGUGAGGGAGGCCGCGUGGCGCCGGCUGCCGGCAGCAGUGCCCAGCAUCUUGACUGAGCUUCGUGGCAAGUCACUACCCUGUUACCUCAAAGAGAAGCGUACCCAGUCACCAUGAAGCUACUGUGCCCAUCCCUCCCUAGCAUCUUCCUGCUGCUGCUACUCAACAUCUGGAGAGCUGCUUCCCAGGCACACGCCCCAGCCACAGCCUUGCCACCCCUCAGUGCCACCUCCUUCUUGGAGGAUCUCAUGCACUACUAUGGCGAGGGUGAUAGCCUCACUUUGCCACAGCUGAAGGACUUGCUCAACCACCUGGGAGUGGGUCAGGAUAAUGUCACCAGGCCUGUGCAGAGACACAGGAACCUCUCCACGUGCUUCAGCUCCGGAGAGCUCUUCGCCGCGCACAACUUCAGUGAGCAGUCCCGCAUCGGGAGGAGCGAGUUUCAGGAGUUCUGCCCCACAGUACUCCAGCAGUUGGACUCCCGAGCCUGCACCUCUGAGAAUCAGGAGAAUAAGGAAAACGAGCAGACAGAGGAGGGGAAGCCAAGCGCCCUUGAAGUGUGGGGCUUUGGUUUCCUCAGUGUCUCACUGAUUAACCUAGCCUCUCUCCUGGGAGUCCUCGUCCUGCCGUGCACGGAGAAAGCGUUUUUCAGCCGUGUGCUCACUUACUUCAUCGCCCUGUCCAUUGGAACGCUGCUCUCUAACGCGCUCUUCCAGCUCAUCCCAGAGGCUUUUGGCUUCAACCCUCUGGAAGAUUAUUAUGUCUCCAAGUCAGCAGUGGUGUUUGGGGGUUUCUACCUGUUCUUUUUUACAGAGAAGAUAUUGAAGAUGCUUCUUAAGAAAAAUGAGCACCAUCACGGACAUAACCAUUUCACUUCUGAGACGCUGCCUUCCAAGAAGGACCAGGAGGAGGGUGUGACAGAGAAGCUGCAGAAUGGAGAUCUGGAUCACAUGAUUCCUCCGCACUGCAACAGUGAGCUGGAUGGCAAAACCCCUGGCACGGAUGAGAAGGUCAUUGUAGGCUCACUGUCUGUGCAGGACUUGCAGGCAUCCCAAAGUGCCUGCUACUGGCUGAAAGGUGUCCGCUAUUCUGAUAUUGGCACCUUGGCCUGGAUGAUCACCCUGAGCGACGGCCUCCACAAUUUCAUUGAUGGCCUGGCUAUUGGCGCCUCCUUCACUGUGUCUGUUUUCCAAGGCAUCAGCACGUCGGUGGCCAUCCUGUGUGAGGAGUUCCCCCAUGAGCUAGGAGACUUUGUCAUCCUGCUCAACGCGGGGAUGAGCAUCCAGCAGGCGCUCUUCUUCAACUUCCUUUCUGCCUGCUGUUGCUAUGUGGGCCUGGCCUUUGGCAUCCUGGCUGGCAGCCACUUCUCUGCCAACUGGAUUUUUGCACUGGCCGGAGGGAUGUUCCUGUACAUUGCUCUCGCCGACAUGUUUCCUGAGAUGAACGAGGUCUCCCAGGAGGAUGAAAGGAAGGGCAGCGUCUUGGUCCCCUUUGUCAUCCAGAAUCUGGGCCUCCUAACUGGCUUCACUAUCAUGCUACUCCUCACAAUGUACUCAGGGCAGAUCCAGAUUGGAUAGGGCCCUGCCAGGAGCCAGUGGGAUUGCACAUUGGGCCCGGGGAGGCCCGAGGACUCAGCUUCCAUGAAGCACCAUGGAAGAGGCAGUUAGUUCUUUGCUACCUGGCUCGGGUUGCCUGCCUGCGUUCAGAUGUCAGCCCUGGUUGCCAUUCUUUAGAUAGUGCCUCGCACCCUCUCCCUUCCCCUUCCAUGCAGUGAUUCUGGAACCGCAAUGCCACAUGCAAGACAAGCUGUCCUUAUCCCUCUGGUUACUCUAGCCUGUCUUUCUUGGAACCAACACCAAGAGCUGCUGAACUCUUCCCCUAGGACACAGACAUGAGGCUGGUGGUCAUGGUUUAGAGAUAACAGAGCAAGUGUGGAGCCUGUGAAUGUAAAUGAACAUUCUGGACUACAAGCCAGCCGAUUCUGCCAUGAGCUCUCAUGUUCUUACAGCAAAGGGGCAGGAGACAGGAAUCCUCCAGGUGCUUGUCUGUGUCCCCUCUACCCCCCCCCCCACAGAACUGGAAGUUGGAGCAGAGCAGGGCAAGCAAAGAGGCAGGGGUCCUAAGUGAGAAGGAAGUAGAAUUCAUGAUGUGUGUACCGACUCCUUUGUUCUAACUGGGAUGCGGGGUGCUGACUGUGCAGCCCCGGCUGUCACGUGACCGGGCACGUGAACCAACAUGAAGGUUCGUUGGCCUAGGCCCCCUUUUCCUUCAGGUUGACACAAAAUGUAGGGGCAGGAAGUCUGCAGAUGAAUUGGUUUCUCUAUGGCUCCCGCUUCUACCUCUUGGCUCCCUUUUCUAGAUACUUUUAGCUGCCUCUCUAGAAGCACAUUCUGAGCACAUCUAAGAUGUGUCAGAGGGGAAACGGCACAAACUUCCCACCCCGACCAACUAGUGCUGCCAAGAGGAAGCCGACGUCCAGAAUCGGAAUGCAGUCGUUCAUGCUUACUGUGACGCGGGGAAUCAGAAAUGGAAUCAGCGCAGGCAGAACUUAGGACUUGCUAAUUGCAGAAAUAAAAGUUGAGUACAAGGGGACUCUGGACCAUGGGGUGAGUCACUUAGUUCAGGGCGCUGUAGCUGUCACUGUUAUCUUGCCCAGACCAGGAUUGAGUGUCAGUUGCUCUCAUUCUCCCCACAGACCAAUGAGCAUGCUCUUUUGACACUACAGACCAGCCUCAGGCACUGUUGGAGGCCCCUGCUUAAAACUCUGGCUUCCAGUGGAGCUAAUCUCCCGUUUCACUAGGUGAAUUAAUGUGUUAUUAUCAUAUUGAUAAUGUGGAUUCCUUAGCCACUUUGGGGAGCCAGUCUCUCCAGGAGCCUUAGUUGUGCCCGCAGUUGAAGCCCAGGGGCCGAGUUUGCGUGACUGACAGGAGUACGGGUUCAUCGCCAAUGCCUGGGUUUUUCUGUUGUUACCACAGAAAAACUGUCUCCCACUAAUAAUUAAAAGCAGCAUCUAUUUUUUUCCCCUCUAAUUCUGGGGGACACAUUCCUCAAACCAGGACUAUUUCUGUAGAACACAUGACUGGGAAAGCUACCGGUGAUCCUGUUUCUCUCCUGCUCUUGCCUGUUGACGGGUGGACUUGAGAACAAGUUGGAGGAGGGAACUUCAGCAAUCAAAGAUCUAGAGUGAGUGUCAGGACCGACUCCUGAUAGGAUAAGGGUCCAGUUUUUACCAAAGAAACAAUUCCUUGAAUGUCACAAUCUCCUUUUGUAUAUUGCCAUCAUUAUUGUUGUUUGAAAUGAUUUCUUUGUUGUUUUAUUUUUCUCUAACUGCUUUCAGGAGCUAGCAGAAAAAUAAAACUUAAGACUCGGCCACAUACCUGUAAUCCCAGCACUCGGGAAGAUCGCUGCACGUUUUAGGCUAACUUGGGCUACAUAGUGUGUCCCAGGUCAGCCUGGGUUACAUAGUGAGACCCUUGUCUCCAAACUUCCCCAAAUAGUAAAAUAAAUACGUGAAAGACUUGGAAUUGGGCUAUGGCUCCAUUGUAGUGGAGCAUUUGCCAAGUAUGUGGCUUUGAGUUUCAUUCCCAGGGCUACAGAGAGGAGAGGGAGGGAGGGAGGAGAAAGACUGGAAGAUGAUUUGCUUUAUUUAGCUCAGAUUGCUGCUUUAGAAUUUUAAUUCUAGCAUUCUUUAUAGAUCUGUUAUUCCUUCAAAACACCCUUUGUCUUGGAGAAGAACAAUGAGUUAAGAGUUUGCUUAGGAGAGGAAUGUAAAAAUGUAAUUUUAACAAAUUGAGAGACAUUUGAAACUGGUGUGUGUGCGCACCUACAUGAAUUUAACAAGUUCCCUCUGCAGACUGCUGCUUCAAAGGAAAAGUUGUUUUCCUAUGGAGGCCAGUGCCUGUCAUUCCUGGGCCUGGGACAGAGACGUCCCAGUCACUUAUUAUGCCUUGCCAUUGGUAACAGAUUUGCCUCUUGAGUUGAAAAUGUGGCCCUUAUUGAACUUGCUGUUGUAAGCUUCUGUAUUUAUUAGAUGUCUAAGAAGUGGCCCCAUAUGUUCAGAGGAAUUUCCCCCCUAGCAUUAGUACUGGCUACAGCUCUCUUUCCAAAUAGAGCCGCUCCUGUUAGCACUAGCAGGGAACGUGCAGGUCACAGGCAGAGAGAGCCCUUAGACAAGGACAGAGGUCUGCCUUUCUCACCUCACCCCGAUCUUACCUUCUUUCUGUCCUUGCCCCCGAAGUAUUUACUGUCAACUGGGGCCAUUUUUUACUCAUCUUUCAUUCUGGGUUUAAAAACGAAUUCUCUGGGUAGCCUAAAGUUCAUUUUUAGUAAGUCCAUUUUCAAAGAGAUGCUAGUAUGCUGGAAACCUGCUUUAAAGUAAAAAGUGAUUUUGGGGGGGGGGCAAGAGGUUUUUAUUGUUUAUAUUUCCCUUUACACUUAUAAAUUUCCUUCACAGUAUUGUUUUAAAUAACUCAGGUGUUGCGAGAAUUAGAAAAUGAAAUAACUUAUGUCAUGUGGACUGUAAAUGUUUUAUUUGUAAGAUUCUAUAAAUAAAGCUAUAUUCUGUAA